This is a messenger RNA of Symbiodinium sp. CCMP2456, 1170 nucleotides long. The record is from the annotation of a GenBank genome assembly. NCBI's taxonomy places the organism in Eukaryota, Dinophyceae, Suessiales, Symbiodiniaceae.
AUGGCAAUACCUGCCAUCCUCCACCAAACGGCUCCGCGCGACGAGGGACGCUGGGAUCCGCGCUGGGGGCGGUGCUACGAGAGUUGGGGCCGAGUGUGCAGCGGGGUUCGGCGCAUCCUCUGGGACGACGAGGGCUUGCGGGCACUGGUUCAGGAGGCCUUCCCAGAGCACCUCCCGACCUACGAUUCGUACGAGCACCAGAUUCAGCGAGUAGACUUCGCGCGGGCAGCAAUGCUCUUUAUCCACGGUGGCCUUUACGCAGACAUGGAUGUCGAGGCUCUCGACAAUCCCUUUCCGCACCUUCCAGCUGGUGUAAGCAUCGUGGCAAGCCCGUAUGUUGAGAACGAGAAGCAUCAGAACUCCCUUAUGGCUUCACCAGCAGGGCAUCCAUUCUGGCGGGCAGUGGCUGCAGAGGCGGUGCGGCGCCGCGCUGCGCCGAAGCUGUACCGGACGACCUGGCAGCUGACCGGACCCCAACUCCUAGAUGCCGUGGUCGAAAGAUACGGGAGCGAUGUGCACGUCCUGCCCGCAGACGUGUUCAAUCCCUCCAUGAGCUCGCCUUCUUUCCAUGCACCUCAAGUCAUCACGCGGCAUCUUUGCACCAGCGUUUGGACCCACGACAUGGAUAACCUGGGGAUGGCCUUGUACCAGGCAGCUCGUGCGAGCAAUGCCGCAGCCGCUCAGAGGGCAGCAGACGCCAAGGCAGACCUCGACUGCCGUGACUAUGCCGGCUUGACGCCUUUGCAUCAUGCUGCGAUCAAGGGCGAUGUUGCCAUGGUCUCCCUGUUGUCGCGUUUGCGGGCAGAUGUCUCCGCCAAAGAUAAGAACGCAACAACACCACUCCACUACGCAGUGCAGAUGUCGCACUUCGAGACUGUGAAGCUGCUUCUCCACACCGGGGCGGCGGCCGACGUCCGCCUGUUGGAAGGUCCCUACAAAGGAGCUACGCCGCUGGAGCUGGCCGCAGACAUGCACCGCAGCCAGCAAUCGCCAAGCUCCGGGGAGGUGCUGGGCCUGCUUCAGCUGCACGACCAUGCUGCCGCAAAGAUAUCCGAGGACGUGAGGCGAAGAGCAAUGUCCCGAUGUCGAGGGCGCUUUGCCAUCUGCGCCAGCCGCCGGGGCGCCUGGCCGGCGGCUCGGCGCGAGGGUCGGCUGCUUGAGGUAGAUUGA